Messenger RNA from Rhinopithecus roxellana (golden snub-nosed monkey), 1092 nucleotides. RefSeq names its product chromosome 15 C11orf42 homolog (gene C15H11orf42). The transcript has 3 exons. NCBI's taxonomy places the organism in Eukaryota, Metazoa, Chordata, Mammalia, Primates, Cercopithecidae. Bases 1 to 1002 code for a protein of 333 amino acids. The record is from RefSeq and is a predicted model, not a curated record.
AUGUUGGUGGGUACCCCCCACCUGCUGACAUUGGAUGAAGCUGAUGCCACCUGGACCCUCAUCAAGGAUAAGGUCAUCGAGGAGCACUUUGGGCCCAAUGCAGUAGCAGUACCUUUCCUGUCAGAUGCAGCCUGCUAUGACCUACUGGGUGUGCUGGUAAAACAGUCCCGCCCAGCCCAUACCCGCCUGGCUUUGCCAGGUCGGCAGGGUCGGAGGGCACUGAAACCAGUGGGGCCACUACCAAGCCUCCUGGAGCAGACAGGAUCUGAGGGUGCCUUCGCCCACUGCACUCGGGAAUACUCACCAAAUGGCCAAGCAGAGAUAGCCUAUGAAGAGAUGCGAAUGUUGGAUGGGCAGCCAUGCAAGAUCCGCCUACAUAUGGGUGGCCUGCGCAAGAAGGUUGCCUUCCUGUUGCUGCCACCAGGCCAGGUGAGCCUACAGCAGACUCUUUCCUGGCUCCGAAGCACCCACAGCAUCUAUGUCAUCUACCAGGUCUUCUCUUGUUCCUGGCUGCAGCUGGGGCUGAUGCCUACAGCCCAUGAGCCCCAGCUCCUCCAGCUACAUCGGUCAUUACCUGUUGCCUUCUCCUGCCUCAAGUUUUCACUGCAGUCCAAGGGCGUGCUGGGACCACAGAAGCCUCUGACUAAAGACCCAUUGCUCCAUGGGGCCAACUGGGUCAGACCCAACCUCAGCAUCAUGCCACCUCUGGCCCCCACAUCAGCACCUGCUGAUACACCUGAAGCUGCUGAUGUGCCCCCACCUGUCCCAGCUCCGCCUACACCACCUCCCCAGGAAGGGCCAGAGGGCAAACCCACCAGAUUCUCCUACAAGGGCCGAAACCCCUUCCGAAGGGGGACCCACAUACUGUCAGAGAACUGGCUCUUCAGUCCCCGCAGCCCUCCACCAGGAGCCCAGGGUGGGGGCCCCAGGGACCCCGACGGGCACUCCAUGUCCCUGCCCCUGCUGCAGGGUCUAUCCUCGGAGUUCGACAGCGACGACUGAAGCUGAAGCAAAAGAUUCCGGGGGCAAAGCCCCCAAGAUCUGGCAUAGGGGUAUUGGUCUCUAAUAAACAUCAGCUGCUGCUCCCCCAAA